This is a messenger RNA of Mya arenaria, 616 nucleotides long. RefSeq lists its product as uncharacterized. The record is from RefSeq and is a predicted model, not a curated record. Bases 30 to 467 code for a protein of 145 amino acids. The transcript is spliced from 4 exons. Lineage: Eukaryota; Metazoa; Mollusca; Bivalvia; Myida; Myidae.
UACAGUCACAGUUGCAUUACAAAAGUGUCAUGGACUUUUCAUUUAACAUUAACUUCAUUUUGAUGGUAUUUGUGCAUAUUGGUGUUUGCAAUAGUCUCAUCACAAAAGGAGAAUUCCAGUACAGUAUAAAGAACAUCUUGAAUGAACCGAAGUUCUUUUUAACUGUGACUCUGGACGUGGAAUAUCCGGGAAAUGUAUUACACUAUAUGGAGGCCGUCUGCGAUACAUACCAAGAGUUCACCAAUUUUUCGAUGACCUACUUUCCAAAGAGUAUGCAUUUCAACGGGUCUUACUACGUGUCUGCCAUUAAUGGCGUAGAAGAAGUACCAGGUGAAACCUACUGGGAACUCAUAGAACACACCAGUGGCAAGCAGAUGCAAGUCGGUGCCUCCCACUACAAGCCCAGAGCAGGAGAUCAUGUGGCCUGGAAUUUGACGAGUCUCAGCGCGUAUCAAGCACAGUCUUGAGAUAUUUACGCCGUUAAAUGUAAAAGUGAAGUCCAGACAUACACAAAUAAACUGUACACUAUAAGGAAUAUGCAACGUUCAUUAUGUUCAUCGUUCAUAUAUUGUAACCGUUCAAUUCUCCAAACAAUAAAUAAACAUACAGAAAUUCA